ACCGCUUACCUUGUGUGUACUCAUCCCCGUUAAAUACCUCGCCACAGGUAUGACAUACCUGGAUAUGAGCACAUACUUUGGUGUACCGAAAACGGUCUGCCAUUCGAUCGUGGACCGCUUCCUCCUCUCCUUCCCAAAACGAUACAAGGAGACAUGGGUGCGUUUCCCCACACGUAACGACAUGGCCGAGAUGGCCGCUGAGUUCCGCAAUGCGCGCGGUCUCCCGAACGUCAUUGGUGCGGUCGACGGGACCCACCUGCAGGUGAGAGGCAUUAACGACUACCGUUCCGAAUACUACUGUCGGAAACAAAUGUACUCGGUGCAGUUGCAAUUAACGGUUGAUGCGCGCUGUAGAAUAUGGGAUUACGUUGUGGGGUGGCCGGGCUCGGCUCAUGACGCCCGGGUGUUUUCCAAGUGUGCUUUAUUCAACCGGAUGGAGAAGGGAGACAUUGCACCAUACCACAUCCUAGGGGAUGCUGCCUACCCUUUAAAAGACUUCUGCCUUGCGGCAUGAGGAGCGCGACCAUCAAACGG
Closterium sp. NIES-67 is the source of this 534-nucleotide messenger RNA. The record is from the annotation of a GenBank genome assembly. Lineage: Eukaryota; Viridiplantae; Streptophyta; Zygnematophyceae; Desmidiales; Closteriaceae.